This is a messenger RNA of Orbicella faveolata, 4666 nucleotides long. RefSeq names its product unconventional myosin-Ic-like. The record is from RefSeq and is a predicted model, not a curated record. Gene Ontology annotation, molecular function: ATP binding; microfilament motor activity; actin filament binding. NCBI's taxonomy places the organism in Eukaryota, Metazoa, Cnidaria, Anthozoa, Scleractinia, Merulinidae. Gene Ontology annotation, cellular component: plasma membrane; myosin complex; microvillus. Gene Ontology annotation, biological process: actin filament-based movement; actin filament organization; endocytosis.
GUGGGGUCAACAAGGCCUAGGCCAGACAAAUAUUGCUUUCACUGUAAUAAACUUGCCUCUACGCGUCUCCAUUUAAGGAAGAAAAGCCUUGCAGACAACCGCAAAGUCGGCUGUGACGAGUAGCCAUGGAGAGCGAUCUGCAGGCUAGGGAUCGAAUUGGAGUGCAAGAUUUCGUUCUUCUCGAGGACUUUAGAAGCGAAGAUGCUUUCCUGGAAAAUUUGCGGAAGCGCUACAACUCUGGCUUGAUUUAUACCUACAUUGGCACCGUGGUCGUUUCAGUAAAUCCAUACAAGACUCUUCCGAUUUACAAUCAAGAUGUUAUCGAGAAAUAUCGGGGUGAAAAUCUAUAUGAACUCCCACCUCAUAUCUAUGCCAUUUCAGAUGCAGCUUACCGUUCAAUGAAAGAGGAGAGAAUCGAUCAAUGUGUGUUAAUUUCUGGGGAAAGUGGAGCUGGAAAGACAGAAGCAUCUAAGAAGAUAUUGGAGUAUUUGGCAGCAAUCAGUACUUACUCAGAUGACGUGGAACGAAUCAAAGACCGACUCCUUCAAAGUAACCCUGUUUUAGAGGCAUUUGGCAAUGCAAGAACCAAUCGAAAUGAUAACUCAAGUCGAUUUGGCAAGUACAUGGACAUUCAGUUUGAUUUCAAGGGAUCCCCGGUUGGAGGACAUAUUAUCAACUAUUUGUUGGAAAAGUCUAGAGUUGUCCAUCAGGCAAAAGGUGAAAGAAAUUUCCACAUCUUCUACCAGUUAUUGCAAGGGGGUAGUGACGAGUUGCUGGAGAAGCUUCAGUUAGAACGAGAAAGUCUAAAAUAUUUUUACCUCAACCAGGGUGGUGAUACUCAUGUGGAAACAUUAAACGAUGCCUCAGACUUCAAGCGUGUGAGGAAAGCUCUGUCCGUUAUUGAGUUCUCUGCUGAAGAACAAGAUGCACUCUUCGCUAUUAUUGCCUCUGUCAUCCACCUGGGAACAGUUGGGUUUUUGGAGCCUGAAAUUGAACAUGGUGAAGUUAAACUAGAAAAUGGGAGACCUGUAAAUAUUAUUUCUAAGCUUCUAGGCUGCUCAGAAGAGGUCUUUGAGAAAGCCUUAACCAGUCGGACUGUAGAGACUAGAGGAGAUAAGGUGAGAACGCCACUGACAAGUGAGCAAGCAAUUUAUGCUCGUGAUGCUCUGGCAAAGGCUGUAUAUGACAGGAUGUUUACCUGGCUGGUGCAUCGGAUCAAUACUUCUCUUGUGAACAAGGUACACCACNGCUCCUACACUCUGGAACACUCUUCCUGGGAAAAGGUUGAUUACUUUGACAACAAGAUCAUCUGUGAUCUUAUAGAAGCCAAGCAUCAAGGCAUCAUUGCAUUGCUGGAUGAGGAAUGUUUGCGUCCUGGAGAAGUAUCAGAUAUGACAUUCCUUGACAAGAUGGAAAAGACAAUUGGAGAACAUGCUCAUUUUGUCAGCCAUGCAACAUCUGGCUACAGUGAGAGGAAAACUAUUGAAAGAGAGGAAUUCAGACUGAAGCACUAUGCUGGUGAUGUAACAUACUGUGUGAAUGGUUUUAUGGACAAAAACAACAAUCUUCUGUUUCGAGAUCUGAAAGAAGCCAUGUGUAACAGUACCAACUCUAUUACAUCAGAGGUGUUUCCCAAGAAAGAAAUGCUGUCACUGAAAAGGCCAGAAACAGCUGGAACUCAGUUCAAGGCAAGCUUAAAUAAUCUGAUGUCAAUCUUGAUGUGCAAACAACCAUCUUACGUCAGAUGCAUCAAACCAAAUGAUUCAAAGAAAGCAGCUGUCUUUCAAGACGAUCUUGUGCGACAUCAAGUAAAAUACCUUGGUUUAAUGGAGAACUUGAGAGUAAGGAGGGCUGGGUUUGCCUACCGUAGACCUUUUCCAUUCUUCCUUCAAAGGUACAAGUGUUUGUGUCCAGAUACUUGGCCAGUUUGGAAUGGUGAACCAGGUGAAGGAGUGACAAAAAUCUGCAAGUAUCUCAACUACAAACCUGAUGAAUAUAGGAUUGGCAAGUCAAAAAUUUUUAUCAGAUUUCCACAAACAUUGUUUGCUACAGAAGAUGCUUUUCAAGCUAAGAAGCCUGCGCUUGCAACAAUUAUCCAGGCUCAAUUCAAGGGCUACUAUCAGAGAAAGAAAUUUGUCACAAUGCGAUUGGCAACCAUCGUCAUUGCCAAACACUGGAAACGGGUUCUUGCCAAAAGGCUGCUUGAACAACGUAGAAAAGCUGCACACCGGAUACGCAAGUUUAUCAAGGGAUUCAUAACAAGAAACCAGCCUGCAAGUGAGGAUAAUGUUGAUUUUGUAGCAUAUGUGAGGAAGUCCCACCUUCUCCUGCUUGCAAAAAGUUUGCCUACCAGUGUUUUAGACAAGAGUUGGCCAAAGCCUCCUGGAUCAAUGGUAGAGGCAUCUGAGCUACUGCACAAGAUGCACACUCUUCAGCUUGCUAGGAAAUAUGUUAAAAGUGUCACACCUGAGAGGAAAGCUCAGCUGGACAUGAAGGUGGCAGCCAGUGCAAUGUUCAAAGGGAAGAAAGCCAACUAUGAGCAGAGCAUAGCAGUACCUUUCAUUCCACACAGACUUGAGAUUGCUCAGGAGAUACUGAAGAAGAGCGUUACAGAGAAGCAGAUUGUUCCAUCAUCAGAAACCAUCAGGUACUGCAUUGGAGUGCACAAGUACGACAGAAAUGGCUACAAACUCAGAACACGCAUCCUCAUCCUCACAGAGCAGGCUAUUUAUGUUCUGGAUGACAAGAACUAUAAACUCAAGCAUAGAAUUGUAAAUGGAAGUCUGACAGGUAUUUCAGUCAGUUCUAAAACUGAUGGCGUUCUUGUCCUUCACAUGCCAGUUGAAGAUAAGAGUGACAAGGGUGAUCUCAUUCUGACAAGCAGUCAUGUUAUUGAGACAGUGGUCUACAUCCUUACUGCACUCAACAACAACAAUCUUCUCAAGAUUGAGACAGGAGAGAUAAAGCACAACAUGGCAAAAGACAAGACAGGAACUAUUUCAUUUUAUGAUGGCUCUGAGUUAUUGAUCAAAAAGGGACAGACAGGUGACUUGGAAGUGACUGUUCCUGGUUCAUGAUCCCGUAGAAAUACAGACCACGGAGGCUCGUAGUUAAAAGUUGUCCACAAGUACAGCUUCAAUCAAAUCUGGGCAAUGACUGGCCACCUAAAGGCAGUCAAAAACAUUAUUAGUGUUAUAUUUCCAUGUUUGAAAAAUUACUCAUUUAAAUGUUGCUAUAAAUUUAUUUGCUCUCUAUAUAGCAUAGUGCAACCCUAGCACUCAAUGUGUUAGCUACGUGUUUUAGAACAGGGCUGUGUCUUGCGCAUGUAAGAUCUGCCUACAAGGCUAUCUGAGAAAUAUUUCUGCGACGCUCAAAACUUGAGUACGAUCAGCGUGAAAUAGGGGACUACCUAAAACCGUGAAGGAUUUUGAGAAAGUCUAGUCUAAUGGGGUCUAUUCUCUGUUGAAUUAUUACAUUCAGUUGGUUUUGCAUGGCCGGAAAAUAGGACUUUCGUGUGAUUUGACUUUCGGGUAAAAUUUACUGUCCGCAGUAAUGCUGGAGUAAGAAAAAUGAAAGUUUCAAGUGUGUGAUGGUUGUGACCCCAAGAACAAAUGCUUCGAACUUUGGGGUUUGUUGUCUAACUUCUUUUAGGUGAAAAAUUCCCGUAAUGGUGUGAGCAAAGUUGGCGGCAAAAAAAGAUAUUGCUUUGCCUUAGAUGAGGCUGGAUUAAUUUACUUUUUGUAUCAACAGAAUUAGUAGACGUUUCUAGAAAUUUGUUCUAAGACACUGUGUUGUGCUAUUGUUGUGUCAGACCUCCUGAGCGAAGUUGUAAACUAGCUGUUCAAAGACAAUUUUUGUCUAUGGAGCCUUUAGGAGGGUGUGGCAGGAUGGGUGAGGCAAAAUGUGGGUUGAGACAAGGAAGGGAAGGGGUAGAGAUAUUAGCUCUCGACAUUAUUUGUUCCUUUUAGUUCCGAUUAGUUCUAUAAAAAACUACAGUCCCAAUCCGUCUAAACCAUGAGAAACUAAAAGCCUACAGACAUGUGUGCUCUGGUGGCUAAAAGUCAGAAUUAUGGUGUCUUUUUGCCACGAUUCGAACGUGAUUUGGCAAAAAAGCAUAAGAACUGAGAAAAAUUAAAAUAGAUAGAUAGAUAGAUAAUUUAUUGAACCUUUAAAAUCACACCUCUAGAGCCGAAUUAGAUAAAACUUAAAACUUUACAAAUGAAUUCAAAUAAUAAGACUAUGCUAAAAUGUGAUCCAUGAAAAACAAAAAAGGACGUUUAUAUUACAAUUGCUGUAGAAAAAGAUAGUCUUUAGUAUGUUCGUUUUGCGAAUAGGGCUCCUUGAAGGAUGGCACAUUUAGUCUGACAUAGAGGCGUAAGAUGGCAGUUCUCUGCCUUGGCAGACUAAGAGUUGCUAAGGUCCUGCAGCACAUACAGGCUACUGUUUCGUAAAUACUGGGCAUGCUUCUAUUAAUUACUAGAUAAAAAUUGUUUAUAAAAUAAUGUAAAAAAAACUUUUUCAAUCAUUUCUCUUAUAAUUAGAACUAACUGGAAUAAUAGCCAUCUUAUUUUGUUUUAACUAGUAGAAGUAGAAGUAGGGUAAUUUGUACGAUCUUUUCAUAAAGGAACACUUAAAAACAUUAAAAUAUUUGUACUGAGUCAUCAAA